AUGGAUCGUUCUGCGAUGACUGUUGGGCCAGGAAUGGAUAUGCCAAUAAUGCAUGACAGUGAUAGAUAUGAAUUGGUCCGUGAUAUUGGGUCGGGGAAUUUUGGAGUGGCUAGGCUCAUGAAGGACAAGCACACUGAGGAGCUUGUUGCUGUGAAAUAUAUUGAGAGAGGCGAUAAGAUAGAUGCAAAUGUACGAAGGGAAAUUAUAAAUCACAGAUCAUUGAGGCAUCCCAAUAUUGUCAGGUUCAAGGAGGUCAUACUAACCCCUACACAUUUGGCUAUUGUUAUGGAAUAUGCUUCUGGAGGAGAGCUAUUUGAGCGGAUUUGCAAAGCAGGACGUUUUGGUGAAGAUGAGGCACGCUUCUUCUUCCAACAACUUAUAUCAGGGGUUAGCUACUGUCAUGCAAUGGAAGUAUGCCAUCGUGAUUUAAAAUUGGAGAACACAUUGUUGGAUGGUAGUCCAGCUCCUCGUUUGAAGAUUUGUGAUUUCGGGUAUUCAAAGUCCUCUGUACUACAUUCACAACCAAAAUCUACAGUCGGUACCCCUGCAUACAUUGCUCCUGAAGUUUUGCUUAAGAAAGAAUAUGAUGGCAAGAUUGCAGAUGUGUGGUCCUGUGGGGUGACCUUAUAUGUCAUGUUGGUGGGUGCAUAUCCUUUUGAGGAUCCAGAGGAACCUACAAAUUUCCGCAAGACAAUUCAUAGGAUUUUAAAGGUCCAGUACUCAAUUCCUGACUAUGUUCACAUAUCUCCUGAGUGUCGUCUUCUAAUCUCAAGAAUCUUUGUGGCAGAUCCUGCACAGAGAAUAACUAUUUCUGAGAUUCAAAGUCACGAGUGGUUUUUGACAAACCUUCCGGCGGAUCUCAUGUUGAACAACACAAUUAGCAACCAGUUUGAGGAGCCUCAUCAACCAAUGCAGAGCAUUGAAGAAAUCACGCAGAUAAUCAAUGAGGCUACAAUUUCUGGAGCCAAAACUCAAUCUCUCAACGAGUAUCUCACUGGUAGCAUGGACAUGGAUGACGACGACAUGGACGAGGACGAAGAGACAGAUCCCGACCUUGAUAUCGAUAGCAGUGGAGAGAUAGUUUAUGCAAUGUAA
Sphenostylis stenocarpa is the source of this 1095-nucleotide messenger RNA. NCBI's taxonomy places the organism in Eukaryota, Viridiplantae, Streptophyta, Magnoliopsida, Fabales, Fabaceae. The record is from the annotation of a GenBank genome assembly.